This is a messenger RNA of Drosophila serrata, 1165 nucleotides long. RefSeq names its product D-amino acid oxidase 1 (gene Daao1). Gene Ontology annotation, cellular component: cytoplasm. Gene Ontology annotation, biological process: D-amino acid catabolic process. The record is from RefSeq and is a predicted model, not a curated record. NCBI's taxonomy places the organism in Eukaryota, Metazoa, Arthropoda, Insecta, Diptera, Drosophilidae. Gene Ontology annotation, molecular function: FAD binding; D-amino-acid oxidase activity.
UUAUCUGCCGGAGUCUCCGGUCAACCGCUCUCAGUACCGGACUGACUGCCACUUGGAUUGGGUAAUCAUUUAUCAGCGGAAUAAUCCAGAAUGCAUUUCGGAGUCUUGGGCAGUGGCAUUAUCGGUCUCACGACCGCCCUAGAGCUCCAGAAGGAGUUUCCCACGGCGCGCGUCUCGGUGAUUGCAGAUCGUUUCAACGAGGAUACCGUGAGCUAUGUGGCGGCAGGAAUCUUCCGGCCGGGCACCAGCUUCAUGGGCCCCACCCAGGAAAUUACGCAACAAUGGAUGACGGACGCCUUCAACUACUGGGAAGAGUUGCGACGCUCCAAGGAGGCUCCUUUGGCCGGUGUGUGCCAGCUCUCUGGCUACAUAUACUCCCGCACCUCGCCCUCCAUCGUACGGAACCAUUUUAUUGAGAAACUGUUGCCUGUUUAUCGUCGCGCCACGGAAGAGGAGCUGAAGCUGUGCCACGGCGGCUGGAAGUACGGCUCCUUCUUCACCACCUGCCUCACGGAGAGCCGUCUCUUCUUGCCCUACGCCACCAAAAAAUUCCUGGAGAAUGGAGGUGAGGUGGUGCGUCUGCAUGUGAAGAACUUCUUCGAGGUGCCACAGAGCUACGAUGUGCUGCUCAACUGCACCGGAAUGGGCGCCAAGGAGCUGUGCGGUGACCAGCACUUGGUUCCUAUCCGUGGACAGGUGCUCAAGGUGCGGGCACCCUGGGUGAAGACAGCCUUCUAUGGGGACUACGAUACGUAUGUGCUGCCCGGAUUCGAAACGGUUACCCUGGGCGGCUGCCGCCAGUUCGACAGCUACAACACCGAGUGGUGCAAGUACGACAGCAUGGCUAUCCGAGAGCGCUGUUAUGAUCUAUUGCCUAGCCUCCGCAAGGCUGAGAUCGUCCGUGAGUGUGUGGGCUUGCGUCCGCAUCGUUCGGUGGUCCGCGUGGAGCCGGAGCUACUCACGAACCCUGAGGGAAGGCGGCUGAAGAUCGUCCACAACUAUGGCCAUGGCGGCUAUGGAGUGACCACUGCUCCAGGUACGGCCAAAUAUGCCGUGGGAUUGGUGCGCGAUUUACUGGCUGGAAAUAGUAAACUUUAGGCGAUAAAAUUGAUAUUGCUAAUUGUUGGUCAUUAAAUUUGUUAUACUUUGAAUCUUUGAACCCCAA